AGAAAGCGAAGGCGUCGCAGAUAGUUAGGCGGGGGAGACAGAGGGGGUUUAGCGUGGCUACUUGGAUGAUUAGCAGUGUAGCAGAUCUGCGCGAUUCUCAGCGCCUCAGCUCGGGAAGGAAAGUCAGUCUCAACUCGAUGGAAAAGUGAAUGAUUUUACUCGGGGAUGUUUCUGUCGACGCAAAAAUGAGCGUCAGGACGUGAAGAGCUGUGUGACUCAUUCUUACGGACGGGGAUUGUUCACGUGCAAAUUACAAUGAGCCAGAUGGCACACUUGAAGGAAAGGACCUUGAUGCAUUAGUAGGAAAAGCAGCAGUCCCCCAGGCCAACUCGAUCGUCUCUGUUCCUCUUUCCCCAACCCUUACUGGCACCUUCAGCUCCGGUCAUGCACUCGUACCCGAGAUCCAGUGGAGACAUCCUGCGCAGAAACCCCCAGCAUGACUUCGAGCUCAUCCAGAGAGUCGGCAGUGGCACCUAUGGAGACGUGUUCAAGGCUCGUAAAAUCUCCACCGGAGAGCUAGCAGCUGUAAAGAUGAUUAAAUUGGAGCCAGGAGAUGAUUUCUCAAUCAUUCAGCAGGAAAUCUUCAUGGUGAAAGAAUGUACUCAUCACAACAUAGUGGCUUAUUUUGGCAGCUACCUCUGUCGGGAGAAGCUGUGGAUUUGUAUGGAGUAUUGUGGAGGUGGCUCACUACAGGACAUCUACCAUGUUACAGGCCCUCUAUCUGAACUUCAGAUUGCUUACGUGUGCAGGGAGACACUGCAGGGCCUGGGUUAUCUCCAUUCCAAAGGAAAAAUGCACAGAGAUAUCAAGGGAGCAAAUAUAUUGCUGGCCGACAAUGGAGAUGUCAAGCUAGCCGAUUUUGGUGUAGCAGCCAAAAUAACAGCAACCAUUGCCAAGAGGAAAUCCUUUAUUGGCACCCCCUACUGGAUGGCCCCAGAAGUGGCUGCUGUAGAGAAGAAUGGAGGUUAUAAUCAGCUGUGUGAUAUUUGGGCUGUGGGAAUAACUGCUAUUGAACUCGCGGAAUUGCAGCCCCCCAUGUUUGACCUGCACCCGAUGAGGGCUUUAUUCCUAAUGUCCAAAAGCAGCUUCCAGCCUCCCAAGUUAAAGGAUAAGAUUAAAUGGUCUUCAGUAUUUCAGAAUUUUGUUAAAGUGUCGCUGACUAAGAACCCAAAGAAGAGGCCUACAGCUGAGAAACUGCUCACGCAUGUGUUUGUAGGUCAGUCAGGUUUGAGUCGCAGAAUUGCAGUGGAGCUGCUGGAUAAGAUGAAUAACCCAGACAACCCUCCUCUAUACAUUGAUAAAGACGAGGAUGAUCUAGAGCCACCGCAUCCUCCUCACACCAUCCGUUCAGCCCCAAACAAGGAUGCUCGAGCUGGAAAAACCCGCUCUGAGAUUGACUUUGAUAAGCUGCGAUUUGAGCCUCCGCUCAAGAAGGAAACGGAAGCAAGCUCUGAAAUGGAUGUGACCAGAGAGAAUGAUUUCUCUUCUCAGUGGAGCCCAUUCGCUGAUGGAGGCAUCUCCUCCAGGAGCCUCCUGAAAAGUGUGGAGGAAGAGUUGUUCAUACGUCAUGGACACAUGACUCCACUUGAGGACGUUUUUGAGGAUGUAGAGAAAUCCACUCUGAAGCAUGUGCCUCCACCGCUUCCCCCUAAGCCAUACCCAUUUAGCUCAUCUGAUGAAGUGGGUUUGAACGAUGGCUCUUCGACAAUUAAGCGGUUCCCAGGCUCAGAUAAUGGCCUAGUCCAAGGACCACGAAGGCAGAGCACACCAGAGAGAGGCAACAGGGUUGAACAGUUGCAGCAUGACCUCACCUCUAGUGUGAGCAGCCCUGGAUCACUAUCACAAGUCCAAGAACAUGGUGAGGACUCUGAAGACACCCUUAAUGGAGACACUCCUAAAUCACCACCUGGUCGCCUACAAAAAAAGGAGAAGAAAGAUUUUCCUAAGCCAGCGAUUAAUGGCCUUCCACCCACCCCUAAAGUGCUGAUGGGUGCAUGUUUUUCAAAAGUGUUUGAUGGCUGUCCACUUAAAAUCAACUGUGCCACUUCAUGGAUUCACCCAGAAACCAAAGAUCAGUACUUGAUCUUUGGGACAGAGGAUGGCAUCUAUACAUUGAACUUGAAUGAGUUACAUGAGGCCACCAUGGAGCAGUUGUUCCCACGGAGAUGCACAUGGCUCUACAUCAUAAAUAAUAACCUCAUGUCAUUAUCAGAAGGGAAAACCUUCCAGCUUUAUUCUCAUAAUCUGAUUGGCCUGUUUGAGCAGCUCAAAAAACCUGGACUUGCUGCACAGUUCCAAACACACAGGUUUCCUGAGAGAAUACUGCCCAGGAGGUUUGCCCUGACCACCAAAAUCCCUGAUACAAAGGGCUGUCACAAGUGCUGCAUCGUGCGUAAUCCAUACACCGGUUAUAAGUACCUGUGUGGAGCGCUGCAGUAUGGCAUUGUUCUGUUACAGUGGUACGAGCCCAUGCAGAGGUUUAUGCUUAUAAAGCACUUUGAUUUCCCGUUGCCGAAUCCUCUGCAUGUGUUUGAGAUGUUGGUAGUGCCGGAGCAGGAGUACCCCCUUGUGUGUGUAGCUGUCAGUCAAGGCACGGAGCCAGGCCAGGUUGUUCGUUUUGAAACCAUCAACCUCAACUCCUGUUCUUCCUGGUUUACUGAGAUCGGCUCAGGUACCUGUCACUCCCACACAAACCUACAUGUUGAUGCAAUUCACGUUACACAGUUGGAGAGAGACACAGUGCUUGUGUGUCUCGACAAAAAUCUGAAGAUAGUGAACCUGCAAGGAAAGCUCAAAUCUAAUAAGAAACUGUCUUCUGAACUCAGCUUUGACUUCUGUAUCGGCUCAGUGGUAUGUCUGCAGGACAGUGUUUUGGCUUUCUGGAAACACGGCAUGCAGGGGAAGAGCUUCAAAUCUAAUGAGGUAACACAGGAGAUUUGUGACCCGAGCAGAGUGUUCCGACUACUUGGAUCGGACAGGGUGGUGGUUUUGGAGAGCAGGCCCACUGAUAACCCGACGGCUCUCAGCAACCUUUACAUCCUGGCAGGCCAUGAGAACAGUUACUAGGCUGAUUCCUGCUGAUACGGCUCCCUCACCUAGUCACUGCUCUGGCAUUGUGGAUUCAGAGCUGUCUGGCAGUGAACUCUUUCUCUCUCAGUAUGCUGCUUUUUGAAGCAAUGGCUUGAAGACAGAAAAGUGAGCCAGAGGCUUCAGAUGGUGCCUUAAUUACCUUAAUGGACCUUCAAGCUGGUCUACUCUGUGCAUCUUUCUGUCACCAGCUAAUGGCUCAUUUUAGAAUCAGAUCAAAAGUGGCAGCAUGAUUCCAGCAAAUGUAUUUAACAUCUGAAAUGUCUGAAGAAAUAUUAACCAAACAGCAAGACUGCUUUAAAAGUGCCUUUUAAAGGGAACCGUCAGGCCUGCUUUAUAAAUUCUUUGAGAAACAGGCUGUCCUGUGUGACUUAAUCAGUAUGCAACUAACAUAUCUUCAAACCAGACUUUAAAAUUAAGAUCACCUUUUGGGAGUAUUUAGCAGGCUUGGAGUAAGCAAGAAAUCGAACAAAGGACAUAUUGCCGUUGGCUAUUUAAAGUGUAAAUUAUUGAGCUGUGGUCAUGUGAUGUAGUUUAAAUGCAGUGUUUUUCGAGAGCACACCUGCAAAUGCUCGCUUCCUUAACAGAGCAGGACUCCGUACAGCUGCAUCUUUAUUUUACUGCUUUGUAAUUAAAUAAUAAUACUCUCCUGCUUGGUUACAUUUUAGAACAGUUAUGAUGUAAAAUGGUAUUCUUUUAAUUGUAGCUUUUAUUCAAUAUUUGCACCAUGUAAGCACUUUUGUACAUUAAUGUUUUUUGUAUUUAAGAAUGACAAAAUAUGGGAGAUGCUAGGUUUUUAUGACUUGCGGAGUAUUUCCAUGGCUUCAGUUCUAAUGUAUGCUUUUUUUUGUAAUAAAAAAAAAAAAGUUUUAACAAA
Silurus meridionalis is the source of this 3964-nucleotide messenger RNA. RefSeq names its product mitogen-activated protein kinase kinase kinase kinase 5 (gene map4k5). Gene Ontology annotation, biological process: protein phosphorylation. The record is from RefSeq and is a predicted model, not a curated record. The transcript is spliced from 35 exons. Bases 385 to 3066 code for a protein of 893 amino acids. NCBI's taxonomy places the organism in Eukaryota, Metazoa, Chordata, Actinopteri, Siluriformes, Siluridae. Gene Ontology annotation, molecular function: ATP binding; MAP kinase kinase kinase kinase activity.